AUGGCCACUCGCAAGAUGAACUUCAUUGAGAAGCAGGCUAACCUGUGGGGAGCCAUCUAUCGCCAUCAGGCUGCUCAAUUCCCCCGUCGUUUUGCUAUUCUCAAGGCCGUAGCCAGACACGAACUUGCUCCACCUAAAUCUGCCGACUGGCCAAUCAUCAAGGCUGAGUGGAAAAAAGUCACUCAAUAUAUUGCUGGCAAGCAAUACAACACUCUCUCUGUUAGAGAAGCUCUUGUUUACAGUGCUGUCGCUUUGGAGAUUGUUUUCUGGUUCUUCAUCGGUGAGAUGGUUGGUCGUCGUUACAUAUUCGGAUACUUGGUUCCAUCUGACUUUGUCUCCAAGGAUACAAAGAAGAAGGUUGCCGAACAAGUAGAAGAAGACAAGAAGGCUCUUUGA
Auanema sp. JU1783 is the source of this 396-nucleotide messenger RNA. NCBI's taxonomy places the organism in Eukaryota, Metazoa, Nematoda, Chromadorea, Rhabditida, Rhabditidae. The record is from the annotation of a GenBank genome assembly.